This is a messenger RNA of Chara braunii, 770 nucleotides long. The record is from the annotation of a GenBank genome assembly. NCBI's taxonomy places the organism in Eukaryota, Viridiplantae, Streptophyta, Charophyceae, Charales, Characeae.
CGCUGCCUGUAUACAAGGCGCUGGCAGCCAUAGCCGGGCUGCCUGAGGGCUCAGGGGAGGUUACCCCCUUCCAGUGGCUCUGCAGCUCGCCCAGGUGGUCACAGUGGUAUGCAGGAAUUGAAUGAAUUGGAACCACAGCUGCUUGCAUGGGUGCGCUCUAAACCAGACCUCCAAAUGGUGGCGCAGUUGAAGGCCCUGGCAAGACAGCUUAGCCACGUGGUACCAGGUCGAUACCGUCCUCGCUCGUCUGGAGACAGCGAUGCAGGAUCUGCUGAUGAACCAGCUACAUCGGUCAAUGCGGCAGUGGCUGUACUCCGGAGCCUGACACGUGUGAACGGGCGAGAGGACCGCACAAGGGAUAAUGACAUGCGAAGUAGCGCGGUGAGGGAAGUGUACCUGGUGUACACUGCGCACAACUCGGUUCAGAAUGAGGAAUGGGAUGAUCACGUGGAGGGAGAAGGAAAUUCAGCAGAGAAGGAGCCGGGGGGAUUGACACGGGGCAGACGGAGAAGUGUACCUGGUGUGCCCCGCCCACGCGUGAAUCUGGAGCUGCUGGAGGCAAGCCAGAUUGCGAGGCCAGUUGCACUUUUGCGUUGUCAUUCUGAAAAUGCAGUCUCAGAAGCUGCUGAAAAGCUGGCUGCGCAUUGGGCCAAUCAAAUAACAAAGUUCUUUUUCCUUUGUGGGGCGUCGUCUGUUUAGUUUCUUAGAUCAGGCGAUUCGGAGUUGAUUCCAUUUUUUUUGGGGGCCUCUGUAGUCUUGCUUUUACUUCG